GGAUGCUGGUGUCGCUGCCGCCCUGGGCGCGCGGCGCCGUGCUCGCGGCCGGCCUCGUGUGCCUGGUGCUGGGCAUGUCCAUCCUCACCUGGCUGCUGCGGCCGGGACUCAUCUCCAGGAUCUGCUGCCGCCGGAGGCGUCGUAACUCAGAGAACGUGACGCCACCGUUGGGCAGGCCCAAGCACAGCAUCGACGAGGAGCUGCAACUGGAGAACGUGACGUAUCGGUCCUGGGCGCGCGGCUCCCUGUACGACACGAACCUGUCCGGGGAUGGCGACGCGGACGGCCUGUCGCACGGCUCGCACCGGGACUCGACCUACAGCUCCAUGUCGGACGGCACGGACACCAGCUCCAUCCUGAGCUACGCCAGCGGGGUGCUCGCCGCCGACCAGGUUGACCGUGCCCCGGCGCAGGCCCCGGGUCCUGGCUGCGCCCUGGGCGGGCCGCCCUGCGUGGUGCUCGUGGUGCAGUACCUCGGCAACGACGGCGCGGGCUCGGCGGUGGGGCGGCUGGCCAUCACGGUGCUGGAGGCGCGGGGGCUGCCGCCCAGGGACUACGGCUCCAGCCCGGACCCCGCGGUGCAGCUGGGCCUGGCGCCGCGCCGCCGCCUGUGGCGCUGGCCCGCGAUCCUGCACCCCCGCGUCCCGGCUCUAGGCCCGACGCCCCGCCCGGGGCAGCUGCACCAGCUGCGCACGCGCGCCGUGCGCCACUCGCGACAGCCCCGCUACAACGAGGACUUCGCCGUGGAGGCGCGGCGGGCCGACGUCCGCGACUGGGUGCUGCAGGUGGCCGUGGUGGACGACUGCCGGCUGCGCGGCGCCUCGGAGCUGUGCCGCGGCGAGGUGCUUCUCAAACAGGUGCUGGACGAGCCCGUGCAGCUGACCGUGCCGCUCGCGCCCCGCCCCGAGGAGCGCGCCAUGCUGCUGUUCGGCCUGAGCUACCUGCCCACGGCGCAGCGCCUCAACGUGAGCGUCAUCAAGGCCACCCGCGUGCGCCUGGAGCACGUGGUGCCCGGGCCGCAGCACUUCCGUCCCUACGUGCGCGCCACGCUGGUGCACGUGGGCAGUGGCCGGCGCGUGGACUCGGCCCGCACCGACCCGCAGGCGCCGUCGCCCAACCCGGAGUUCUGCGAGACGCUGUCGCUGAAGCUCACCCCCGCCCAGCUCGGCACGCUCUCCCUGGUCGUGGCGCUGUGCCAUAGGCUACCGCAGGAUGGCGACGAGAGGGUACCAGGGGGCCGGCGUCCCCGAGACCGCGUGGUCGGCGCCGUGGCCAUUGGCAGCAGGGUGACCAGCGACCGGGGCCGCGAGCACUGGAGAGCCAUCGAGCAGCGACCGCGGCGGGUCGUCUCCAUCUGGCACACGCUCGCGUGACCUGCGCGUGACCUGCGCGUGACCUGCGCGUGACCUGCGCGUGACCGGCACGUCGAUUUCUCACAUCUUACGUCCGUUCCCGCCAAGUCCCGACUUCACAAUCAUUGGAGUGAAGGGGAAGGGAAUGACCACGCUGAGUAAAUAAGGUGUUGACUAGAGUGCAUAAGUUACCUCUGAGACUGUUUUGUGACUAUCUACUGAUAUUAGAUGUGGAAUAUCCAGGAUAUCUUUUAAGAUAACCAACGGAUAACGAAGACUUGUUCAUUGAAAUUAUUAUUCUUUUGACCCGCUGCAGUACAAAAGACAUAAUUUGUUUACGAUGUUAUGAUGUUAAUAGUUUCUUGUUAUUUAUUGUGACUUUUUGUCUGUGACUUAUUUGCUUAUUGAUUUUUGUUUUUUCAUGAAAUAUUUUUGAAGUGUUUGUGUUAACUGUUAAAAUAAUAAUGAAAAUAUAGAUUUUUGACUGAUAA
Messenger RNA from Frankliniella occidentalis (western flower thrips), 1843 nucleotides. Its product is annotated as synaptotagmin-5. Gene Ontology annotation, molecular function: calcium-dependent phospholipid binding; clathrin binding; SNARE binding. NCBI's taxonomy places the organism in Eukaryota, Metazoa, Arthropoda, Insecta, Thysanoptera, Thripidae. The record is from RefSeq and is a predicted model, not a curated record. Gene Ontology annotation, biological process: regulation of dopamine secretion; cellular response to calcium ion; regulation of calcium ion-dependent exocytosis.